AUGGGUGGGUCAAAGAUGUUCCCAGCGAUGACUUCUAGUACCAAAAUGCCCCGAGUCUCAUCAUGGGGCAUCAUGAUUGAGAGACCAGAAGACAAAGCGGCCAGGUUGUCUGUCCAGUCGAAGAUGCCAAAAAUCUCCUUUCACCAGACUCCACACAUUACUUACCCACGUAGCCCAUCACUGUGGAGAACAUAUGAACCUGAGCCACACUUCAUCCCACCCAGAAUUGUUGAGCAGCCAGAUCCAGCAACUUUGAAGAAGCAAUGUAUGUAUCGAAAGAAGCUGGAGAAGGAGAAAAUUAAGGCCAUGAAGAAAAGAUCUGAUUUUUCUCUCUCCAAGUUUGUCAAGGUAGCAAAGAUUAAACAGAAAGAGAUCGGCAUUUGGGAGGAAGACCAGAAAGCAGAAAGGCUCAAGGUUCUCAUAAAGUACUUGGCUUCCCCUGUGGAACUUCAACAACUCUAUGCAGCUCAGGCCCUUGGGCACCUUGGUGUUGCUGAAGAAAUGGUUGUAUCUGCACUUUAUAAUACUCUUCAAGAAAGUAACAAUCAGCCAUUGCAAUAUGAAGCAGCUCGAUCCCUUGCUUUGCUGGGUUGCCUAGAGACUUCUGUAAUGAAAGUACUCAUUAAGCAUCUGAAAGUAGUGACCCUGAAUAAGAGAGAAGAUAUAUUGGCUGCAUUGAAGGUUUCUCUGCAAGCCUGGUCAUUCACAUCAACUUUUGAGCAACAUUGCAUAGGGUACCGGAACAGCUUAAUGCGAAAUCUACAGCGGCUGGUGAACUUGCAGGAACCAUUGGAUGAUAUAAGCUUCGAUGCAGCCCUUUGCUUGGGUUAUCUGGACAACUCCAAUCUGCUCUCCCAACAGACCAUGUUGAUGUGCUUGACCCAGAAAGACUGGAAGAAAAAAAGUCAGGCCUUGCUUAUGCUUAUAAAGCACAUGGAAAUCAUGAAUGCUGAAAUUAUCCAGAGUGUUCUACACCAUCUCCAACAUUGUCCUGUGUACAAGCUACGUGCGGACUCUGCACAACUGUUGACCACUAUAGGGCUUGAGAUUAUCCAGCAAGAAGGCAUGGAGGAAAUGGUGUUUAAUGUGCUUCUGAUGAAGUUAUCUGAGGAACCCUUUCUGGUGGUAAAGCAAUUUGUGGCCUUAGCUAUUGAAGAACUGAAUAUGAAAAAACAGGUCUGGGAGAUAGUAGAGAAGCAACUGAAGGAUGAACAAGCUCAGAUUCGAAAGCAGGCUGUGAUUGCAUUGGGUGUCCUUGGUCUUCGCAAGGCGAGUGUUUUCCUUGCCAUGUUGGAGAUGCUGGAGCUGGAUACCAGUGUGGAUGUUCGUGUACAGGUUAUUAGGACAUUUUCUACUCUGGGAAUAAACAAUGCACAGGUGCAGAAGAGUCUUAGAAGAAAGGUACAGACAGGAGGCAUUCUAGCCAGAGAAUGUGCCAAAGCCUUGAAAAUCCUUGACAAAAUCUCUGUGGCCAGGAAGGAGUCAAUGCUCAAAUCCUACAGGGUCAUCUGAGAAAUCGGUUUUGGAUAACAGAAUGCCAUGAAGACCAGCUUAAAUCCCAGGAUUUUGCAUUGCACAACACAAAGGAAAGAAAUGGGAGUGUGUGGCAUGAAGCUUCCUUUGACUUUUUGCGGCAGGUGAACAAACUGUGGCCCUAGAUAUUCAUGUGCCCAUAGAUCUGAUCUUCAGACUUCUGCAAAUGUGAUCUAUCCUCAGCAGCCUUCUAUGCAGAAAGAGGUAGCAGAGAGAAGAAGAAGAAGUGGUGGUGAGGGAAGGGGGAGGAAGAGGGGAGGUUCAACUUGUAAUUUUUCUUGCCUCACUACAUCUAUGCAGACUGAACACCUCUGGUGGAUUGGGAGCUUCUGCCUAAAAAGGAGUCUCUUGUUUACAGAAUGCCUUUUUUCAGCAAUUACUAGUUUCUGGGAGGUAAAAUUCAAAGCAGAGCCCAAUUUAUGGUUGGUGCAGCCUUUUCAUAAAUUGACUUCUCUUGAGUUGCCAUUCAGUUGAUGCAAUUUAAAGUCAUGUUAGAUGAAGAAAUUUGCUCCUGCCUUCUUAAACAAACCUGCAGAUCAUGCCCUGUGAGGAGCAGCUUACAGAACUGGGUAUGUCUCGCCUGCAAUAGAGAAGGUUGAGAGGGGACAUAAUAGCCAUGCUUUCUGCUGCCCUUGAAACUAGGACUAGGAGCAAUGGGUUCAAAUGACAGGAAAGGAGAUUCCACCUGAACAUGAGAAAGAACUUCCUGUAAGAGAUGUUCAACAGUGGAACUUUUUGCCUCAGAGUGUGGUGGAAGCUCCUUCCUUGUGAGCUUUCAAACCAAUGAUUCUCAGCCUAUGGGUCCCCAGAUAUUUCGGCUUUCAACUCCCCAAAAUCUUAACAGCUGGGGACCCACAGGUUGAGA
Molecule: messenger RNA, 2398 nt
Organism: Anolis sagrei ordinatus
Lineage: Eukaryota; Metazoa; Chordata; Lepidosauria; Squamata; Anolidae
Gene: HEATR9
Product: HEAT repeat containing 9
Source: RefSeq, a predicted model, not a curated record